UUAGAAAUGUUUACCAUUUAAGCGACGCCUAAUAGAAAUACUCUCACGUACCGCUCACGGCUCUCCCGAACGCGCUCUCCCGCGUUAAAGUGAAAGUUUUCCCCACAAAAGUGGCGAAGGUCCGUUAUCUUGGCCGCCGUUCGGGCCAAGUCGCAAUCAGACAGUCAGACACACGCGGAGCGUUCAGUCGACCGGACGCAUGGUCGCUGAUAUAAGAUAUAAGAUAUAGAUACCCGAUAGCCGAUAGCCGAUGCCAGAUACUAUAUGUGGUGCAGUGUGUUAGUGUUUUGGUGCGAGCAACUGUAAAUUCGCAGGUGACCAAAGAAAGUGCGGUCGUCGCAAUUAAAUUGAAUUGAAAUCGGAAUCGGAAUCGUAUCUACAAUUACAGUUACAACUCAAUUCGCGUUCGUCGCCUAAGUCUUUCGUUUAGCGCGCGCGCCGUUACAACACUAUCUUUUCGCACUUACUUUGCCCGAUUUUUGGUGGCGAUUUCGAAACAAGCAGGGCGAAUAUCAUAACGAGUCGCUGCCAGACGGUCUAGGCCAAGAACUCCCCGCAAGUGUCGUCCGGCCAGCAGCAAACAUGUUUAAGUGGGUUACGCCGGCCUCAACGGCGAUGUUGUCCCGCUGCUGCACAACAACAACAGCAGCAACGAGAACAGCAACAGCAACAACAACGACAACGACGAGAACAACAAAACCACAACUACUUUCCAUCGCUUUAACAAGUUUAAUAAUAAUAGUCGCAUCAUUUGUGCCGACAACAAGUGGAUUUAGAUCAAUUGAAACGAAUGGCGCUAACGGUCGCAAGCUAUUUGGUGGCUACCGCAUCACCCCGAAGCACUGCCGGGCCACCAAGACGCUGCCCAGUUCGGAUCCGCGGGCCAAUGGACCCACCAUCUGCAUGUUCAACCACGAGUGCGCCCAACGGGGCGGUGAGGUGGUGGGCGCCUGCAUGGACGGUUUCCUCUUCGGAGCCUGCUGCCAGAUUCCACCCACCCACGAGUUGGCCAGCACGUUGAUCAACGAGGCCCAGAAUGCCUACUUCCAGCAGCACCAGCAGCAGACGAAGCUCCAGCAGGCGGCAGCCCAAUCCUCGUUCGAGAGCUACGGCGAACAGCAGCAGCAAUCCCUGAGUGAGGAGCAGGUGGCCCAGCAGCCAUCGCAGAGCAUCUACGAUCAGCAGAACCUGGACAAGGUGUACCAGCAGUUGGGCAGCAGCAGUAGCAUCAGUCCACCCAGUGGUGCCUAUGGGGUGGAGUCGCAGCAGCAGGAGGAUCAGCCGGAGCCGGAGGCACCUGUUAGGGAUGAGCCCGCGUACUCCAGCAGCAGCAGCGCUUCCACCGAAACCUCCACCCAGUCGCAGUACUCCUCGGCCAGUGUGGAGUUCGAACAGGAGCCUUCGCAGCAGGCCGACACCUCCAAUGACCAGACCACCCAGAAGAUCACCAAGCAACCCGUUCAACCCAUCCAGCCACCCAACUUCCAUGUGCACAAGCACUCCGUCACUAUCAACUCACCCUCGUCGCCGCCCCAGAAUGAUGACUUUGUGAUGCAAGUCCUCAGCACUUUGCCACCUGAGCAUGCCGACGAUCAUCACAUCGUCUUCACCACCGAGGUACCCAUGAAGAUUGCCAGCGUUUUGCAGGAUCAAACGAGCUCCGAGUCCAACUCCUUCGAAGAGGUUUCCUCGACGCCAGCAGCCACCCAAAAACCUAAGACGAAACCCACUCAGAAAACUACUCAGAAAACCACUCAGAAACCAACUCCGAAACCGACUACACAGAAACCCAAGCCGAAACCCGUUCCUCAAUUGGCAGAGAGCAUGAAGCGACCCAUCCAGCACCAGAAGCCGCAGCAGGUGGUGAAACCCAAGCCAAGUCCAAAACCGGAACAGACUGUGAACAACCAUCACCACAACCAUUUGAUCCUGGAUGGCGGAGAGUUCACGCACAGUGACAUCACUCACCCCGGAGCAGAUGCCGAUCUCGUGGAGGAUCUGCAGUUCUCGACAGGAUAUGGACCCCAGCCUGUGUACGCGGAACCACCAAAGCAGCAACAGGAACAGCAACCACAACAACAUCCGGUGGAGCAGAGCUACAUCUCCUCCAGCACAAGUGCCAAGCGUCCAACGACGGGUCAGAACAGUCCCACCACUAUUUCCUCGAUUACCACCCAUGUGGACUCCAUUGAGUCGAUCAUCCUGCAACUGAACAAUACCAGCCAUGGACCCAGUUACAAUGUGGUGAGCCAGCAGACUCCCUCCUAUGGAUAUCCUGGAGCAGGAGCAGUCCACACGGAGCCAGCCACACAGCCACCCACUUUCUACCAGGAAAACGAAGCGGAGAAGGUUCAGGAACAGGACACACAGUCGGAUUACGGUUACACCACCACAGUCAACUACGAAUCUUCGUAUGACAAGGUUUCGGAUGAGCAGGAUGCCUCGGCAGCAGUCAGUCAGUCCGCUGAGAUGCCCACUGCUCGUCCUGGUUACGGAGAGGAUGUCUCCGCCGUCCUGGAAGAUCACACCCUGCCGGCCAAUGGGUACCACGAUGCUGUGGCUCCAGUUGCUCCACAGACCUCCGAGUUCAACAAGAUGCCCGUGAUGGGCAUUGCCUAUCCAGUGGAUAUGUCCUACAUGGAAGAGGAGGAGAACCUGCCGGCCACUGCAGCUGGUUAUGGCCAGGCCAUAAGCAGUGACUCCUACGAGGGCAGCACUGAAUCCGCAUACCAGAAGCUCUCCACCGUCCAAACGGAGGAGCCGCAGCCAGUGCCAUCUUACGUGCGUCCCACCACCAAUGCCAACAAGCAAAAUCGCCCAGUGGCCUCCUACAUUGGAAUGGUGACCAUGCAGCACUAUAGCCCCCAAACCCAGUCCGGAAAUGGUGACUAUCAGGCCCAAGUUCCCGCCGAAGUGUCCGUCUCGUCGCACACCACCAAAGUCCAGGAGCAGGAAGAAGAGACCUCGAAUGUGUAUCAGCAAUCGGAGACCACUUCCGGCUAUGUAUCCCCUCCAACUGCUGCUUCUCCGGUUCAACGGCCCCAAUAUGAUACUAUUUUAGAGGAUUCUUCCUCGGAGCGACCCGUUUUGGUGACGGCCAGUCCCAGACCUCGACCCAAGCCCAGUACCAAGCGACCUGGCGUGAAGAGACCCAUCAACGGAGAGAACACCAAGAAGAAGCCUCAACCGCAGCCAAGUACUAGUGCCUACAACCAGGAGAAGAUCAGCGAGCACAGCACGAGGAAGCCUGUGUCCAGUGGAUACGACAAUGUGCCCGAAUCCCCCAUCACACACAUUCAGAUCAAGAAGCCAGCGGCUAAUCAUCACAAGGAGCAAGAGCAAACUGGCUACCCCAGACCAUCCACUGGAGGAUACGAACAGAAGCCAGUGGCUAAUCAUCACAUGGAGCAUGAGCAAACUAGCUACCCCAGACCAGCCAAUGGAGGAUACGAACAGACCACAGCAGCAGCUCCUGCGCCAGCUGCUCCGGCCCUCAACUACGACAAACCAGAUGCCCCAGCCAGCCAAUACGACCAGCCAUCCGCUCCAUCUGUCAGCUACGAUCAGCUGGCGCCCAUGCCAUCGCACAACUACAACGAGGAGCACGUGGCCAGCUCGCCGGGAAGGAAACCCCCAACGGCCAAGCCCAUUUCCACCAGCUAUGUGACCGGACCUAGCACUCCACGUCCGCCAGCCACCGUUGACUACCACUACGACAAUGUGCCGCCACUGUUCAUGGCGGACGACAAGCUGGAUGCCUUUAUCCAGAGCACGGCGGAGAACAUUGUGGGCUCCACGCCGGGCAACUAUCAGCCGCCCUUGGUGGCGACCGCUUCGACGCCCAUCUACGCCCAAAGACCCACCAUCAGUGGUAGCUACGGCCAUAAGAAACCCGGUUUCGUGCAGAUCAAUGGAACACCCAAACCUCCCAGGCCCACGGUUCUCAUUACACCCAAGCCCACUGCCAUUAAUCUGGUGACCUACAGUUCGUUGAGUGACGAUAGCAACAAGCUGGCCUCCAGCACGGGUGCCUAUGUGACCGGAAGACCAGGAGUGCAGGGAGUGAGUUCCAACGACUUUGAGGACCCCGGAUACUUUGGCAGCAGCCCGGUGCAUGUGGCCUUCACGCAAUCCACAACGGAGGCCAUCUAUGCAGUGCCCUCUGAUGACAAGCCUGCGUUCCCUGGCUACUUCGGACCCACGCCCUCGUAUCCCGCCUUCUCCGUUCCGGGCGAGAAAGUUGGCCAGAACGUGAUGGAGGAAACCUACACGUCGCCCAACGACUUUGUCAAUUUCCCGCCGGUGAGAAACCCCAAUCUGAACAUGUCUGCUGCCUCCAGUGCAGUGACCAGCGAUCUGGACCUUUCCACGCCCGCCUUCGUGGAGGAUGUGGUGCUGAAGGACAAGAUGCACACGCUGGUCCAUAAGUUGGUGGCCUCGCUGCAGGGCAACUUCGAGGCCCUGGCCGACAUGAUCGAUGAGCCGGGAAGUAAUAAGACGGCGGCCACCUACCAGGCCGGAGCAGGUGGAGCAGCCAAGCCCGUGAGGGUGGUAACUACGCGCAAGCCCGUGAGGAUAGCCACCACAACCAGGCCGAAGGUCACCACCAAGAAACCCGUGACCCGCGUUACGACUAAGGCUCCCAACAAGAAGACCUCCGCCGUCAGCAGCACCACUCGCAAACCAGUGACACGUCGCACCACCGUGGCUGCCAAGGUGACCACCACCACCCGGAAACCGGCGACCAAGAAGCCAACCCGCCGGGUGAGCAGCACCGUGAAGACCACAACCGUGAGCUCGGCCAGGCCGGCGGACGAUGAGAUCGUGGACGAGGAGGACGAAGAGGACGUCAACCCCAAUCCCAGCGACAACGAGAUCGACCAGGGCGCCACGCUCAGCUCGUACGGCGGAGCCAAUGGGCGGAAGAUUCACUCGACUUCUCGAACACUCCCCACUCCUAACCUCGCAUUUCACUCCCCAUCAACAGAGUGCGGUGUGCGGCCCCAUGUCAAGUCCGGCCGCAUCGUCGGCGGCAAGGGCUCCACCUUCGGCGCCUUCCCCUGGCAGGUCCUCGUGCGGGAGUCCACCUGGCUGGGCCUGUUCACCAAGAACAAGUGCGGCGGCGUCCUAAUCACCAGCCGCUACGUCAUCACCGCCGCCCAUUGUCAGCCUGGCUUCCUCGCCUCGUUGGUGGCCGUGAUGGGCGAAUUCGACAUCUCCGGCGAUCUGGAGAGCAAGCGUUCUGUGACCAAGAAUGUGAAGCGUGUCAUCGUUCACCGGCAAUACGAUCCGGCCACCUUCGAAAACGAUCUGGCCCUGCUGGAAUUGGACAGUCCAGUGGCAUUCGAUACCCAUAUAGUGCCCAUUUGCAUGCCUAAUGACGUUGCGGACUUCACUGGACGCAUGGCCACCGUGACUGGUUGGGGACGCCUCAAGUAUGGCGGCGGAGUGCCAUCCGUUUUACAGGAGGUUCAGGUGCCGAUUAUCGAGAACAGCGUGUGCCAGGAGAUGUUCCACACUGCUGGCCACAACAAGAAGAUUCUCACCUCCUUCCUGUGUGCCGGUUAUGCCAAUGGCCAAAAGGACUCCUGCGAGGGCGACAGUGGUGGUCCGCUGGUGCUGCAGCGUCCCGAUGGACGCUACGAGUUGGCCGGAACCGUGUCCCACGGCAUCAAGUGUGCGGCGCCGUAUCUGCCCGGCGUCUACAUGCGCACCACCUUCUACAAGCCCUGGCUGCGCAGCAUAACGGGAGUGAAGUAAGGUGUCGCCUCCACAGCCUCCACCGCCUCCGUGGUUCCCAUGUGCCCGAGAUGGCCAAGAAGCCGCUGGGGAAGGAGCAACAAGUGUAAAUAGAACGUAGAGUUUUAAGAGUCGUGGACAGAAGCGUGAGAAGAAGAGUUGACUCAACUUUUUUGCAACGUCGCAUUUUUCGAAUCCUUCCCUCAAACCCUCCUCCAUGCUACCAUCAUUUCAUUAGCUUAAUUGAAAAUCAACUGCAGCAAACUUUGAACGAAAUUCUGAGUUUUCGAUAUUUUGUUUGAGCAGGCUGCAGGUUCCGUUUUUUGAGUACGCGUGCCUAACACUUGUAGAGUCUGAAUGAGAAUUACGCUAAUUGCAAGCCGUAUGCUUAAGAAAUAUUUAUUCUAGUUUUAAGCCUAUUUAUUUGACUAUUUAUUUAUUUAUGUGACGAAACGAAACGAAACGAAACGAUUUGUGCGUUUGAUUCAACUAAAAAAAAUUGUUAUUUUCAUAGGCAAAUUGUUGUUAUGUUCAAAUGAAAGCGAGAGCAAAUGUUUUUAGUUCAAUUGAAUUUACUAAUUUAUCGAUUUAUAUCAUUAAUUUUUUUAUCUAAUUACGUUUUAUGUUAAUUGUUAAGCGAAUAAACCAAUCGAAAAGAGAUCGAAAUAAACGACAUAAAUAUUAA
Molecule: messenger RNA, 6424 nt
Organism: Drosophila rhopaloa
Lineage: Eukaryota; Metazoa; Arthropoda; Insecta; Diptera; Drosophilidae
Gene: flz
Product: serine protease filzig
Exons: 7
Coding region: 583-5760 (1725 amino acids)
Biological process (GO): proteolysis
Molecular function (GO): serine-type endopeptidase activity
Source: RefSeq, a predicted model, not a curated record